AUGUUCAAGAUUGCCAUCUGUCUGCUGGCCCUGGCCACCGGCGCCCUGUCCGCCAGCAUUGGCCAGGUGAGCAGCACCACGGAGAAGCGUGAGAUUGUGCCGCUGCUGAAAUUCGAGACGGACAAGCAGCCGGAUGGCUCCUUCCAUUUCUCCUACGAGGGUGGCGACAAGUCCAUGCGCUCGGAGCAGGGCGUGAUCGAGAAUGCCGGCACAGAGGACGAGGCCUUGGAGGUCUCUGGCAUGUACAGCUACGUCGAUGCCGAUGGCAACACUGUGGUGGUUAACUACACCGCCGGCAAGAACGGAUUCGUGCCCGUCGGCACCAUCAUUCCCGCUGAGAUCACUGCGCUGGCCAAGGCUGCCGCUGAUUUGCCCAAGGUUUCCGAGGAGGAGGAGCAGAAGUACAAGUCCCGCCGAUCCCGUUCCCAGGAUGUGGAGAAGGAGGUCGCCGCCGUGGAGAAGAAGGAGGCCGUCGUUGCCGUGGAGAAGGAUGCUGUUGUGGCCAAGGAAUCCGUCAUAGUGGCCAAGGCCGAGCCCCUGCCCGCCGAGUCUCAGGUGGUGCCCGUCCAGGUCGUUGUCGAGUCCGUGCCCGAGGCGGAGGUCAAGGCCGCCCCCGUCGUCGCUAAGGAGGUGGAGACCAAGACUGCCUAG
Molecule: messenger RNA, 651 nt
Organism: Drosophila kikkawai
Lineage: Eukaryota; Metazoa; Arthropoda; Insecta; Diptera; Drosophilidae
Gene: Cpr47Eb
Product: Cuticular protein 47Eb
Cellular component (GO): chitin-based extracellular matrix
Molecular function (GO): structural constituent of chitin-based larval cuticle
Source: RefSeq, a predicted model, not a curated record